This is a messenger RNA of Pieris macdunnoughi, 366 nucleotides long. Lineage: Eukaryota; Metazoa; Arthropoda; Insecta; Lepidoptera; Pieridae. The record is from the annotation of a GenBank genome assembly.
AUGAAAGUGAGAGAGCAGGAAUGCGCCGGGGCGAGGAGCGCGCGGAGGGUGCUACGGUGUAGCAAAAUCGCACCUGGCUGUUGGCUGUCAUCAGCUGUUACGUUGUGUUUGACGAAGAAGUGUUCGAGGCAAGACGCAGGGGCGGCGGCGACACAGCCCCAGCUCGCCGCAAGACACACCAGCACCGCACACCGCAUUGCAAAAAUCACCAGUUUUAUUUACACAACACACGCGACUACAAAAGCGGCACAAGCUCCCGCAUCAGAGCACAUUCCCCGACUGACGGACGACGACUGGCCUGACGCGACCGCGAACCCACCGCGUUGCCAACAGAGUACGGACUGCCGCGCCUGUCUGGGGAAUUAG